CUGUGGAAGUUGCAUUAAAAAUGGCUUUACAAUCUACUUGUAAAAGAUAUUUUAAUGAACAAGAUGAUGAGUUACAAAAAAUAAAAAUUUUGGGUUUAUACGGAUCUUAUCAUGGUGAUACCAUUGGAAAAUGGUUUAAUCCACCACGAAUCUUGUUCAAAAAUAAUGUUUACAAUUUACAAAUACCUUUUUCAAACCAAACGAUACAUUACCCUUCAUUAUCAUCAAUAUUUUCUCCAGAACGUUCCUUUUCGGAUCCAGUUUCUCUAAUUUAUAAAAAACAUAUCAAAGAAACCAUUACUCGUUUUAUUAAUGAAGGAAAUAAAUUUGGUGCUUUAGUACUUGAACCAAUUGUAAUGGGCGCAGGUGGUAUGAUAUUUGUUGAUCCAUUAUUUCAAAAGUUACUUGUAGAAUUUGUUAGAGAAUGGGAUGGUUGGAUUGAACAUUGGGGUGAUAAUCAACAAAAUGAUAAUGAUUGGAAAGGAUUACCUGUUAUCUUUGAUGAAGUUUUUACGGGAUUUUGGAGAUUAGGUCAAUUAAGUGGUGCUAAUGCAUUGGGUGUGACACCAGAUAUAGCAACUUAUGCUAAAUUAUUAACAGGUGGUUUAAUACCAAUGUCUGCAACUUUAACAACUUCUUCAAUAUUUUCAACCUUUCUUG
Racocetra persica is the source of this 660-nucleotide messenger RNA. The record is from the annotation of a GenBank genome assembly. NCBI's taxonomy places the organism in Eukaryota, Fungi, Glomeromycota, Glomeromycetes, Diversisporales, Gigasporaceae.